AUGGCUCGGCCAAGAGACUCGCGCUCACCAAGUCCUGCAGGCAGCCAUUACAACUCGCGCCGCCACCGGAAAGAUGACGACCGGCGGGAUGCCAGAGACCGCCGAGACGAUGGAAGGGACUCGCGCCGGCGCUCAAGGUCGCGCAGCCCGGAUGUUAGUUUAUUCCACUUCCGCUCCAAUUUGGGCAAUUCCUAUACACACGGAUAUGAGUCUGACAGAAGCUUGAACAACCCACAGUAUCGAUACCGCGACCGCGACCGAGGCAGAGACAACAGAGAUCGUGUUGGCCGUGACCGCGAUCGCGACCGUGAUAACUUCCGCCGACGAGACCGCUCCCUAGAUCGCCGAGACGAUGACUUCUACCGCGGAGGGCCACGCGAUCGCCGUGGCGCCAGAUCGAGAGAGAGACUACCCCCCAGGCCCCGCUCGCCUGACCGAAGACGAGACCGCAGCAGAGAUGACCACAGGAGGCGAGACGACUCUAGAAACAGAAGCCGUCGUGAGGGUUCGGCUGACUCUCACAAUCGCAGCAGCCGUGCCGACAGUCGGUCUCGGAAAACUCCACUGGCCGACAGUGGCAGGAAUGGAGUUGAUGAGGUACGUUUUCUUCUGGUUCCGGAUAAGGAAACUAGAGCUCAUGACACAUCACAGGCUCAAAAGGCCAAAUCGAAUGCGGCACAGCCCGAGGUCGAUAAGAAGGCAGAGCGGCUCGCCAAGCUUGAAGCAUGGAAGAAGAAGAAAGAGCUCGAGGGGCAGAAGCAAAAAGAGGUGAAUGCCAGCCAGACGAGAAAUCUCCUUGCUGAGAUGGACAAGAAAGCCAAAGAGGGAUCGACGGCUGCGCCAUCGCCUGUUGUAUCAUCUGCCGCUUCACCCACUCCUGUUGACUCGGGCAGCGCAUCUCCAGCAAAGCCUUAUAUCGGCAAGUUUGAUCCAAAAACGAUUGCGAAGAAGUCUGCCAGCCAUCAAAAAUCAUCUGAUUCUACUAAAGGGGGAGCUUUGGGAUCUAUAGAUAUUCAGCCAAGCAGCAUUCCUGCCCCCGCUAAGCGAGCACCUACUGGUGAGACUUCAACAACAUCUGCCAUGCAAGAUCUGACCCUCUCUAACAAAUGUUAUCAAGCAUCCGCCCUUCCCACAAAUCGCGCCAAGACUAGCAGUUUUGGAUUUGGAAAGUCCCAUGCUGAAGGAGACAAGCUGACCAGCAAGCGGAAAUUGGACAUGGAUGAGGAGAUUACAACUAAACGACAACUCACGAAGCUCCCCAGUCUCCCCAUAGAAGCGGAUGACACGCCCUACGCUGACCAAGAUGAAGACGAUGAGUCGGAUGGCGACAUUUUCGCUGAAAAUGAAGAAGAGGCUGCCGCCGCCGCCCGUGCUGCUCACGAAAGACGUCUUCAAGCCGAAAACCAAGUUGAAAACCAGACAGAGAACCAGGCUGAUGAAGAGAUGAAGGAUGCCGAGCCCCAAGUUGCAGAACAAAGUACCAAUGGCGAGCAUGCCGCCGACGGAGAAACCGCCAGUAAACCUCCAGCAGAGUCCAUGGAUGUGGAUGAGGAAGUCGAGGAAGUCGAUCCCCUAGAAGCGUUCAUGGAUGAUCUCAAACAGGCAGAGACCACCAAGAACCCCCCGAAGAAGGCCUCUGUGACCAAAAAGAAGCAGGAGCCUGAAGCGUAUUUCUCGGAGGACGACUAUGCUUUCGAAGAUCAAGCCGACCCGAAUGCAGAUGCCCUACUUACCAUUUCGAAUAAACGCAAGAAGAAGGAUAUUCCAAGCGUCGAUUACUCCAAGAUUGACUUACAGCCUAUUCGCAAGAAUUUUUGGGUUGAACCUGCCGAGCUGAACAAUCUUUCUGAAGCAGAUGUUACCGAUUUACGAUUGGAGCUGGAUGGAAUCAAGGUCAACGGCAAAGACGUCCCCAAGCCCGUUCAGAAAUGGGCCCAGUGUGGUCUUACCCGCCAAACCCUGGAUGUUAUUAGCUCCCUUGGAUUUGAAAAGCCCACACCAAUCCAGAUGCAAGCCCUUCCCUCGUUGAUGUCUGGUCGAGACGUCGUCGGUGUGGCAAAGACGGGAUCGGGAAAGACUAUGGCCUUUUUGCUUCCCAUGUUCCGACAUAUCAAGGAUCAAGAGCCGCUCAAGGAUAACGAUGGCCCUAUCGGCCUCAUCAUGACACCAACGCGAGAGCUUGCCACGCAAAUUCACAGAGACUGCAAGCCCUUUUUGAAGAUGAUGAACCUGCGUGCCGUUUGUGCGUACGGAGGAGCUCCCAUCCGAGAUCAGAUUGCUGAGCUCAAGCGUGGCGCUGAAAUCAUUGUCUGUACGCCCGGUCGCAUGAUUGAUCUGCUGGCCGCGAACCAAGGAAGAGUCACCAACCUCCGACGAGUGACGUACGUGGUUCUGGAUGAAGCCGAUCGAAUGUUUGACAUGGGUUUCGAGCCACAGGUGAUGAAAAUCUUUGCCAACAUGCGACCGGAUAGACAAACCAUUCUAUUUUCAGCUACCAUGCCACGCCUCAUCGACUCACUCACCAAGAAAGUACUAAAGAGUCCCAUUGAAAUUACCGUGGGUGGCCGCAGCGUCGUUGCCAAGGAGAUUGAGCAAAUUGUCGAGAUUAGAGAAGAGAGCACCAAGUUUGUGCGUGUUCUGGAGCUGCUAGGCGAGCUCUAUGACAAAGAUGAGGAUGCCCGAACAUUGCUCUUCGUGGAGCGACAGGAGAAGGCGGAUGACUUGCUCAAGGAGCUAAUGCAAAAGGGCUACCCUUGCAUGUCCAUUCACGGAGGCAAGGAUCAAGUUGAUCGGGACUCUACCAUUUCAGACUUCAAGAAGGGCGUGGUACCCAUUCUCAUUGCCACAUCAGUCGCCGCUCGCGGCUUGGACGUCAAGCAGCUCAAGCUUGUUAUCAACUACGACGCACCCAAUCACUUGGAAGACUAUGUCCACCGAGCAGGACGAACGGGUCGUGCAGGAAACACGGGCACAGCAGUCACUUUUGUUACCCCUGAACAAGAGAAUUGCGCGCCUGGUAUCGCCAAAGCCUUGGAACAAAGUGACCAACCUGUUCCAGAACGACUCAACGAGAUGCGAAAGUCUCAUCGUGAAAAGGUCAAGUCGGGCAAGGCGAAGGACUCCUCCGGCUUUGGUGGAAAGGGUCUGGACCGUCUGGACCAGGAACGCGAGGCUGCUCGUCUUCGAGAGCGCAAGACACAUAGAGCCGAGGGUGAGGAAGAAGAGGUUAAAGAAGAGGGCAAGAAAGAGGAGGAUGACAAGAAGAUUGAAAAGACACUCAACGCCAUCAAAGCUGCGACCUCCACCGUUCAGUCUCGCGAAAUUGCCAAACCCGAGUCUGGAGAGGGUGGCGCAAACAAAGCGACACAAUCUGCUGUUGCCACAGGCGACAAGGCCAAGGAUCCCCUGGACAAGGUCAGCUCUGCUGUCAGUGCCAUCAACAGCCGUCUGGGCAAAGCUGGUCAGCUUCGGUCGGGCCAACCCAUCGAUAACAAGGGUCCGGACGCUGGUGCUUUCCAUGCCACGCUGGAAAUCAACGACUUCCCGCAAAAGGCCAGAUGGGCCGUCACCAAUCGUACCAACGUGGCGAAGAUUCUGGAGGCAACUGGAACGUCUAUUACGACAAAGGGCAGCUUUUAUCCUCCCGGGAAAGAAGUGCCAGCUGGAGGAGAGCCCAAGCUGUAUAUUCUCAUUGAGGGUGAUACGGAGCUUGUGGUGGCGGGUGCUUUGAAUGAGAUGACGAGGCUUCUGAGAGAAGGUACCAUUGCUGCUGCUGAUGCAGAUAGCAGAGCGCCUGCGAGUGGAAGAUAUACCGUCACUUAA
This is a messenger RNA of Trichoderma gamsii, 3822 nucleotides long. Its product is annotated as pre-mRNA-processing ATP-dependent RNA helicase PRP5. The transcript has a single exon. Lineage: Eukaryota; Fungi; Ascomycota; Sordariomycetes; Hypocreales; Hypocreaceae. The record is from RefSeq and is a predicted model, not a curated record. Gene Ontology annotation, molecular function: RNA helicase activity; ATP binding; nucleic acid binding. The coding region runs from base 1 to 3822 and encodes 1273 amino acids.